This is a messenger RNA of Conger conger (European conger), 2464 nucleotides long. Its product is annotated as ras-related protein Rab-8A-like. Lineage: Eukaryota; Metazoa; Chordata; Actinopteri; Anguilliformes; Congridae. Gene Ontology annotation, biological process: protein localization to plasma membrane; neurotransmitter receptor transport to postsynaptic membrane; cellular response to insulin stimulus. The transcript has 8 exons. Gene Ontology annotation, molecular function: GTPase activity; GTP binding. The record is from RefSeq and is a predicted model, not a curated record. Bases 60 to 680 code for a protein of 206 amino acids. Gene Ontology annotation, cellular component: synaptic vesicle; trans-Golgi network transport vesicle; dendritic spine.
UGGGCGAUGUUGGCAGGUAGCAGUCGGCGUCAGGCGGGAUUUCCGCAAUAUCUAGUAAUAUGGCGAAGACCUACGACUACCUGUUUAAAUUGCUAUUAAUCGGGGACUCCGGAGUAGGGAAGACGUGUGUGUUGUUCAGGUUUUCAGAAGAUGCCUUUAAUUCAACAUUUAUCUCCACGAUAGGCAUUGACUUUAAGAUUAGAACCAUAGAACUUGAUGGAAAGAAGAUUAAACUCCAGAUAUGGGACACUGCGGGCCAGGAGAGGUUCAGAACGAUAACAACGGCCUACUACAGAGGAGCCAUGGGCAUAAUGCUGGUGUAUGACAUCACCAGUCAGAAGUCUUUUGACAACAUCAAGAACUGGAUACGGAACAUUGAGGAGCAUGCCUCUGCUGAUGUUGAGAAGAUGAUUCUGGGGAACAAGUGUGACGUUAACGACAAGCGGCAGGUUUCCAAAGACCGGGGGGAGGAGCUGGCGCUGGAGUACGGGAUCAAGUUCAUGGAGACGAGCGCCAAGGCCAACAUCAACGUGGAGAACGCCUUUCUCCUGCUUGCCAGGGACAUCAAAGCAAAAAUGGACAAGAAACUGGAGGGGAGCAGCCCCCAGGGCAGCGGGCCAGGGGUGAAGAUCCUGGAGCAGCCCAAGAAGACCAGCUUCUUCCGCUGUGAUCUCCUAUGAGGGCCAUGCCUCGCUCCUGCCCCCUGCCCCCUGCCCUCUGCCCGGGAACAACUGGACUCUGCUUGUUCAUACUGCUCUCGACCUCGCUCUGCUAGGAAAAGUCUGUCUCACUCCACUCCCAGAAUGCUUUGUUGUAAAUUCCAGCUCUUGCCCGUGGGUUACUCUCUUCCAGGCACAUUUCUAUUAUAAUUUUUUUGUCUCCUCGGAGGCAUCAGGGAAACUGGGGCAGCCUGUAGCCCAGCAGCCUAAAUGGUAAAUGGUUGGCAUUUAUAUAGCGCCUUUAUCCAAAGCGCUGUACAAUUGAUGCUUCUCAUUCACCCAUUCAUACACACACUCACACACUGACGGCGAUCGGCUGCCAUGCAAGGCCCCGACCAGCUCGUCAGGAGCAUUUAGGGGUUAGGUGUCUUGCUCAGGGACACUUCGACACAGCCCAGGCGGGGGAUCGAACCGGCAACCCUCUGACUGCCAGACGACUGCUCUUACUGCCUGAGCCAUGUCGCCCCCCUAGCGGCUAAUGUGCCUGCAGUCUAGUGGCUAGUGUUAGUCUAAUCAACUGUUAAUAACAUUGGAUAAAAGCUGAAUAACUGAUGCAUAAUGGAAGAGAAUGAUUGGUUGAAUUCUGCAAGGGGUGGGGCAAAAGGCCAGUGUGCUAUUGGGCAGUUUUCCUGUUGCAAACUCUUCUGAGUGGGUGGAACCUCACACUGUUGAGUGUCAGUUAGAACAUCAGGAAUUUCAUCACAGAUCAAAGGUUUGUGAUUUUGUAAAACUGUCUUACUCCUUUACGGGUGUGUGCGCGUGUGUGUGUGUGUGUGCGCGUGUGCGUGCGUGUGUGUGUUUUAUCAGCCAUUGUUGAUUACUGUACUGUACACACUGAAGGCACGCAUGCUGUCUCUGCUUGCUAGUGUUCAGAUGAAAAAACCUAUUAAUUCAGCAUGUGUAUCCAAAAACGUACAUUUUAUGUUUAAUAGAAGCACAACUAGCCCUACUGUCUCCCCCUGUUUAUGCCCCUCCUUUGCUCGACCCGGAACUCGAUCAAGGUCCGCCAUCUUUUAGGGAAUUCCAACAAGUCCAACCCCUUAAAUAUUCCUUAGAGAAGCUAGAAGCCAUGAGCUUGGAGGCUCCCAGAGAUUUAUUGACUGCAUCGUUUGGGGGAAGUAAUUUUUCUGAAAUGCUGGACCUGUGGAUCCACUUCUCCCCAUCUGCCACGUCUGUAACUGACCUGUGGAUCCAGCUCUCCCCAUCUGCCACGUCUGUAACUGACCUGUGGAUCCAGCUCUCCCCAUCUGCCACGUCUGUAACUGACCUGUGGAUCCACCUCUCCCCAUCUGCCAUGUCUGUAACUGACCUGUGGAUCCAGCUCUCCCCAUCUGCCACGUCUGUAACUGACCUGUGGAUCCACCUCUCCCCAUCUGCCACGUCUGUAACUGACCUGUGGAUCCACCUCUCCCCAUCUGCCACGUCUGUAACUGACCUGUGGAUCCAGCUCUCCCCAUCUGCCAUGUCUGUAACUGACAGGGCUCCAUACUGAUGCUGAAGGAGUAGGGACAUGCCGUGGGUCCCUCCUCCCGUGUGGUAAUCUGUAAAGUUCCUUUUUUACCUGUCUCUGUGUUGUGUACCUCAUCAGUGACUGAAGUGUAAUUUAAUUGAUGCUGGGGAUGUUUUAUUUUAUUCUAAUUCUUUCUGUUGGGGGGGGGGGGGGGGUUGCACAGUUGUAAAUGGCAUUAGCCGAAGAGAAUUUACUUUGUACUGUAAUUUCUAAUAAAAAAUCUAUAAAACAUGAA